GUGAUGAAGAUGGAGAACCUUCCUGUGAACAGCCUGAGCUUGGACUUUCUAACAGAGUUUCUAAUAAGCCUGGAGAAACUGGAGAACGACCGAGGCUGCAGAGGGGUCAUCCUGACGUCAGGUGCCCCCAAAAUCUUCUCAGCUGGCCUGGAUAUUAUGGAGAUGUACGGGAAGAGCACAGAGCACUAUGCAGAGUUCUGGAAAGCCGUUCAGGAGAUGUGGCUCAGGCUGUACCAAUCCAACAUGGUGACAAUAGCCGCUAUCAAUGGGUCCAGCCCGGCAGGGGGCUGUCUGAUGGCCAUGUGCUGUGACUACAGAAUCAUGGCGGAGAACCCAAAAUACAGCAUUGGACUGAAUGAAACGCAGCUGGGUAUUGUUGCACCUUUCUGGUUUAAGGAUACAAUGGUGAACACUAUUGGAAACCGAGCUACAGAGCGUUCCCUCGAGCUGGGGCUCUUGUACUCCCCGCCUGAGGCCCAUAAAAUAGGCCUUGUAGAUCAGUUAGUACCAGAGGAGAAGAUACAGAGCACGGCUGCUGCUGUGAUGUCACAGUGGUUAGCUAUUCCAGACCACGCCCGUCAGAUCACCAAGUCCAUGAUGAGGAAGCCGACUGUGGACCGUCUGCUCGCCCACCGCGAAUCUGACAUUCAGAACUUUGUCAGCUUCAUCACAAAAGACGCCAUUCAAAAGUCUCUCCACAUGUACAUGGAGAUACUAAAGCAGAGGAGAGGCUGAGGAAGCGGCCUGCCCCCACAUGGGGUCGCUGGCCUGGAAGACUGAAGAGCCAUAUGCCAACCUCUGAACACCCUGUUAUAGCUUUAGAUUUUUAAAAUGAAAUAUUUUUCAGUGUAAUCAAUCCGAUUUAUCCUGGCUGUCACCUUAGCCUCCUGUUUCUAGCCCUCUCACGCUAGUGCCUUGUCUUAUGGUGCCUAAUACUGAUGCCUUCUUCCUGAAGGGCUGCAGGAAAUGUUUGAUUGGAUGAUCCAAAUAAAUAAAUGAGUGGUCAGCCCGUUGCUACUGUGAAACAUCAUCCGCUGGCAUGGCUGGGGCCUCCAGGCGCUCAGAUAUUUGCCUUCCGAAAAGCGUGAAUGUUAAAAAUGUGAAUUGUCAA
Messenger RNA from Emys orbicularis (European pond turtle), 1111 nucleotides. It is a transcript of the gene ECI1, whose product is annotated as enoyl-CoA delta isomerase 1. The record is from RefSeq and is a predicted model, not a curated record. Gene Ontology annotation, cellular component: mitochondrion. Bases 4 to 735 code for a protein of 243 amino acids. Gene Ontology annotation, biological process: fatty acid beta-oxidation. Gene Ontology annotation, molecular function: delta(3)-delta(2)-enoyl-CoA isomerase activity. NCBI's taxonomy places the organism in Eukaryota, Metazoa, Chordata, Testudines, Emydidae. The transcript has 5 exons.